UCUCUGCCAUUAUGGCUCGCCGGUCCCAGAGUUCGUCACAGGGGGACAAUCCCCUGGACCCCAACUACCUUCCCCCCCACUACAAGGAAUAUUACCGCCUGGCAUUGGACAAGCUGGCUGAGGAUGGUGAGGAGAGCUACCGUCAGUUCCUGGCUGAAGAAGGAGCCCCAGACUUCCUCUGCAGCUCAGAGGUGGAGCAUAUCACCCGGCACCUGCAGAAGCCACAAUACGCCAGCCAGGAGGGUGGCGGCAGCACAGACUCUGGCCCGGGCGACAUGGACGCAGACGGCUCUUCUGGGACUUACUGGCCUAUGAAUUCUGACCUUGCUGUCCCUGAGCUGGAUCUUGGCUGGCCAAUGGUCUUUGGUUUUAGGGGGACUGAGGUGACAACCCUGGUGCAGCCUCCACCACCAGACAAUCCCAGCAUCAAGGAGGAGGCUCGCAGGAUGAUUCGAGCUGCACAGCAGGUUGUUGCCAUAGUGAUGGACGUUUUCACAGAUGUGGACCUGCUGAGUGAGGUGCUGGAUGCAGCCGCACGCAGAGUGCCCGUCUACAUCCUGCUGGAUGAGAUGAAUGCCCAACUCUUCCUGGACAUGGCUGCCAAGUGCAGAGUGAACCUGAACUAUGUGGAAUUCCUGCGGGUGCGAACGGUGUCUGGCCCCACCUAUUACUGCCGCACGGGGAUGUCGUUCAAGGGGCAUGUGAAGGAGAAGUUCCUGCUGGUGGACUGCAUGGUAGUGCUGAGUGGCAGCUACAGCUUCAUGUGGUCAUUUGAGAAGAUCCACCGGAGCAUUGCCCAUAUCUUCCAGGGAGAGUUGGUGGCCAGCUUUGAUGAGGAAUUCCGCAUUCUGUUUGCACAGUCGGACCCUUUGGUUCCUCCCGCCAAUGUCUUGAUGAAGACAGAGAGCCUCAUGGCGCCCUUUGGCUUGGCACCUUUUGGCAACAACAUGACCUUGUUCCCAAAGAAACCCCACCUGCUGUUCCCUCGAGAAGACAGCCUUUUCUCACCAUUUAUGGACAGAGUCGAUCCAGACCGGUACUUCUUGUCCUCUUUCAGAAGAGACGACUUGCUGCGUCACACCUUGGAGGGUUCAGGCAUGAGAAUGUAUUCCAAAAAGAUGGAAAUGGAAAAUGCCCAAAUGGAUCCUGUCCGGGGCUUUCUCCGUUCCAAGCAGUUGGAGUUGGAUUCAUUUAAAAGGCAUAGCUUUGCAGAGGGAACCUUUGAGAACUUUUCUGCUUCUAAACAGUAUUCCAGGCAGAUGUUCAUGAAUAAUUUGGAUGACUUUAAAAUCCAGUCAAGCCACUUUCAGAAGGACCAGUUCUAUCAGUACCAAUUUGAACACCCACAUGGUGCAAACAGGCCUCAGGGACUCUUUGAAAGAAUCCGAGGUGGCAGACCAGGGUUUGGUGAAUUAGAGGACUACACAGAUGCCUCAAGGUACCCAGAACUGGAAUCCAACUUUCCCCAGGAGAACUUCCCAAUGCGCCUGGAUUAUGUGCCUUCUAAUUCUUCCAAAGAAGUGAGACAUGGCUCUGACCAAGUGAACCCUGCAGGAAAUGGCCUUCUAGGGCUACCACCUCUAAAACGGCAAAACAUGGGGCAGAAGUUCAUGUGCCAGACAUCCCCUACACAGAAGCAGAGCCUGGAACAAAGGCUGUUUCUGCAUGACCAAGAUCAGGACGCUGAUCAGGACAAGAAAUCACAAGAGAACAGAGCAGGUUUACGGAACUGGAGAAUAUCCUCGUACCUGAGUGGGUACCAGUCUGAAUCGGGAGAAGAAGGACUCCCGGUGCCCAUGGAGACGGAGCCCUUCAGCGAGGCGCUUGGCCUUGCAGAGCCUCUCUCCAGGUACCCCAGUGACCUCCUCAUCCCCUCCUUCAAACCCUCACUUCCACUCUCCAGUGCCAAGGAAAUGGCUGCUGGGGCUGACAGAGCAGGCGAGGAGUCCUCUGUCCUGAAGCAGGAGCCGUUCAGGAGCAGGAUAAAUCCAUUGAUCCAGAGGAGCUCACGGCUCAGAUCCUCCCUUAUUUUCAGCGCUGCCAAACUAGACCAACAGAACGCCUCAGCUGAGAAAGUUCAGAUGAUCCAGAAAGAGCAGACAUCCACGGAGGUGACAAAAGAUAAUGAAACAAUCAAGACUUCCAGUGCCUCUAAAGUAGCUGAGCUGCUAGAGAAGUACAGGACUGCAGGCAAAGACUCUGAGAGUACCACAGUCAGUCACACUAAGGCCAUGUCCGCAUUUCUCCAGGAAGAAUCCCAGAAUGCAGAGAAGAAAUGUACCAAAUCAGUGCAGUAUAAGAUUUUGGAGAGCAGGGUGCUGGACUCAAAAGAAUCCUUGAGUUACAAGCUGCACGCAGAGUCAGAUGCACUGUGUGGAGUGUCCCCUGAAGCUAGCCAGCUCACGGAUGCCCUAAACAAGGAUACCAUAGCACAGAUUAGCAGUAAAAUGGACAAGUUAUCGUCUCGAUUUUAUCCUGUAGACAACAAACUCAGUCUUCCAGAGAAGGAGAGCCUUAUCUUUGUGGGAGAAACACAGAAACUUAAUCUUCCAGAAAGGAAAGAGAAACCAUCACUCAAAGGCGAGGCACAGAAUCCAGCCGGUACAGAAGUGACAAAACCAGCAGAAGCCCAGCCCAGUGCAACAUCCACACUUGAGGGCUUCCCAAAGAGCCAGGACUCCGACAGCUCAGCCGGCAAGCCAGAGGACGAGUGUUGCAAGCAAGAGCAGAGCCCAAGAGAGUUUUUCAGGAGAGGGUCCCUGAGGCUAAAGCAGUUGUUAAACCCCAAAGGUGAGAAGAAGUCAGAAGAAGAAACUGUCGCUGAGAGCUGGAAGCCAGACAAGCAAAGUGUGGGCCUCAAGCGAUCCUCCAAGGGUGAUCUGCAAGAAAUCGUAGAGGAGGAGAAAUCUCCAAAGCUGACUCCACCACCUGUCUUCAAAGGGAAUCCACCUCGGUUUCCGUCAUCUACUGCCAACGUUCUCUACAGCAGUAACCUCCGUGAUGACACAAAGGUGAUUCUGGAGCAAAUUUCUGCCAACAGUCAGAAGAACCGAGCAGAGCUGGCCAGACAGCUUCCGAUCGCUGGCAACCCUGAGCUGUCCAGGUCCACAACCAGUCUGGACAACAGAGUUGAAGAGAAAAGCACAGGGAUCAGCCGGUCAGAAAGCUUCGGCAGUCAUAGGAGGAACCUUCAGAGAGAACCUUCGGAGGACAGAGAUUCCCUUCUGAAAAGGAUGGAGAGCAUGAGGAAAGAGAAGCGAGUCUACAGCCGAUUUGAGGUCUUCUGCAAGAAGGACGAACAAGGGGAAGGGGAAUGUGACAUCGAUGCCAAAGACAAGAAGAUGGGGAAGUUCAUGCCCAAGCUUCUGGGCACGUUCAAAGCCAAAAAAUGACUCCAGCCGUUGUUGCCUGUUUCCACCUUCCUGCUCCAAAGAUACACUGCCUGGGAACAUAAUGCUGCUGCUGGUGGUGGUGGUGGUGGUGGUGGUCUCUGUUGACCAGACAGCUGUAUUUACCCACCCACCCUCGUGCUGGACAGGUCUGGGUGGCAGAGGAAAUGCUGGACAUUUUGAAGGUGGCCUAAAGGUCAUUCUGUGCAGUAGGAUACAUGGCCUCCAAAACACCCCCAGAACUUCAGCUAGCUUGGGAAACCCCCACAAAAGGGCUCCCCCACAAAAAAAGAGUCCAUAAAAAGGAGUCCCAUAAGCAACUUUCUCUGGCAACAGGUAAAAAUUAACUCCCAGCUAAUCUGCCAGGCCUGUGAGCUUCACGGACCCGUUCUUAGACACAGACGCAGCCCGCCCGGUCUCAGGGGACUGUUGUGACUUAGGCUGACUCUGGAAGAGUGUCUCUGACUCUGCUCCUCAGAGGAAGAGCCACGUCUUGCACUUAGCUGCAGCAGAGGCCUCCUUGACUGGCACUGACUCACCCCGCAAACUUUAAUAAUGCUCUUUUUCAUCGGGCAUGUUUCUCGCUUUGUGGGCGGGCAGGGCUGUGGGGUGAGGGGCCUGCCUGUGGGGAGCAGAAUUCAGGGCUGAGCGUGUCCUUGGCGGACAGUGGCCACGUGGCAAUGUAGUGUCUGGUAGACCUGGGCAGGCGUGGCUCCCUUGAAGUCCUGGAGGGAAGGUCAUUUGAACAGGAGAAGAGCCUGGCUCUCACCGUGUGGAGUGGGCAGGAUUGUGCGGGGAGGGACAGCAGGUCGGGGCUUUGCUGGGGGUGGGGCAGCCAUAUGGAAGCCAGAGGAGCCCUUCAUUCUAGCCUCGAGGGGCCAGCCCACGUCUGGCUCUGCCAGCUCUCACGCGGCACAUAGAGGGACUCACAUGCGGCUGCUCUUGGCAGGCACUCCACAGAGGCUGGGGAGCAGCAGCAUCCGAUGCUGCUCCUUCUCCCUCAGGAAAAAAAAAAACGAAAAGCAAAACAGGCUGGGGGGGGGGAGCAAAAGAGGAAACAGUGUAGAGAACGGCCCCUGCCAUCCUGGGCUCAGGAGAGGCGUGGGGGUAAAAGGGUCUGCCCUUUGGUCCUCCUUGGAAGACCGUGGUGUGAGUGUGUGGGGGGGAGAGGGGGAGAGCCAGGCUUGGGAAAGCAAAACCCCCCCCGACUGCCAGUGAUCUUUACAGAGGAACUCUCCAGCCCCACUUGUGGUGAGACCCGUGGCCCCGUGAAUGAGGCCAGUGACAGUGGCAGCAGCCCCACUUGGGGGCAAGGGUGGCGGGUGGGGCUGGGGAAGGAUCCAUCCAUUCACUCUCCAUCCAUUCCCCCCCCUGCACAAGUGUGAAGAUAUAAAUUAUAUACGUGUGUGUGUGUGUGUGUGUGUGUGUGUGCAGUGU
Gekko japonicus is the source of this 4826-nucleotide messenger RNA. RefSeq names its product family with sequence similarity 83 member H (gene SACK1H). The coding region runs from base 12 to 3392 and encodes 1126 amino acids. Lineage: Eukaryota; Metazoa; Chordata; Lepidosauria; Squamata; Gekkonidae. Gene Ontology annotation, cellular component: keratin filament. Gene Ontology annotation, molecular function: keratin filament binding. The record is from RefSeq and is a predicted model, not a curated record. Gene Ontology annotation, biological process: positive regulation of cell migration; protein localization to cytoskeleton; intermediate filament cytoskeleton organization. The transcript is spliced from 4 exons.